This is a messenger RNA of Mangifera indica (mango), 1208 nucleotides long. Its product is annotated as vesicle-associated membrane protein 722-like. Gene Ontology annotation, cellular component: membrane. Lineage: Eukaryota; Viridiplantae; Streptophyta; Magnoliopsida; Sapindales; Anacardiaceae. The record is from RefSeq and is a predicted model, not a curated record. The coding region runs from base 229 to 891 and encodes 220 amino acids. The transcript has 5 exons. Gene Ontology annotation, biological process: vesicle-mediated transport.
CAACAAACAUCCCAUUUCAAUGUUCAACAUUUCCGUACAUCAAAUAAAUAAAUAAAUAAAAGUCUUCCCACCACCUUAAAUCCGGCAUUCUAUUUUUUGGCUUGUCGUUCGCAUCUUACCGUCUUUCUCUCCUUUCCCCAAAUUUUCUCCUGCUCUCUCUUUCUACACAUACAUACAUUCCUUCGAAAAUUCAUUUGUUUCGGUUUGGACUCAGGGUUAGGGGUUGACAUGGGCCAAAAGUCGUUGAUCUAUAGCUUUGUGGCUCGUGGUACGGUUAUUCUUGCCGAGUACACCGAGUUCACCGGCAAUUUCACCAGCAUCGCUGCGCAAUGCCUCCAAAAACUUCCUGCUAACAAUAACAAGUUUACCUAUAACUGUGAUGGCCAUACUUUUAAUUACCUCGUUGAGAAUGGUUUCACAUACUGUGUUGUGGCUGUUGAAUCUGCUGGCCGACAACUUCCAAUUGGUUUUUUGGAUCGGGUUAAGGAAGAUUUCAACAAGAGAUAUGGUGGAGGAAAAGCUGCAACAGCUACUGCAAAUAGUCUUAAGAGAGAGUUUGGGCCUAAAUUGAAAGAGCACAUGCAAUAUUGUGUAGAUCAUCCUGAAGAGAUCAAUAAACUUGCGAAAGUGAAAGCUCAGGUGUCUGAAGUUAAGGGUGUUAUGAUGGAAAACAUUGAGAAGGUUCUUGACCGUGGUGAGAAGAUUGAGCUGCUGGUGGAUAAAACUGAGAACCUUCGAUCACAGGCACAAGAUUUCAGGCAACAAGGAACUAAGCUGAGAAGGAAGAUGUGGUACCAGAAUAUGAAAAUUAAAUUGAUUGUUUUGGGAAUCAUCAUUGCAUUGAUUCUUAUCAUUAUCCUAUCGGUUUGCCCUGGUUUCCGUUGUUUCUAGGAUUUCCCUUGAUACUGCCCUUGCCGUGACGCAGACUUAGUUGUCUCGGUAAACCGGUUCUUCAUUACUUUGUUAACCAUCCUCUUGCAUAUUUCUUGCUGGAAUCCUUUAUAUUUUAGUUGUCUCUCUCCUUAUAGUCAUGAAUGAAGGGGAGGAGUUUGUAUCUUGCAUUGAUUGUAUAGUUUAUAUGCUUGAACUAUUCUGAAGUAGAUAAAUGUCUUAUGUUGCUUCAUAAUGAUGUAGUGAAUGAGUACAUAAUUGUAUGGUUGCAGAACAAAUUAUUCCUUAACAAUUUUAUUGAUUGUCUAUUUCUUUAA